AUGGCAAACGAAGAGGGCGACAGCUCCCCCAAGUCGCAAAGUGCCGUGCUUGAGUGGUAUGCCCGUAUCUAUUCUCGCCGUGUCGACAUUGUCGGCGACUAUGCCGGAAACGAGCUGUUUUUGGUAGACGGCGAUUCUCUGCUGUUACAUUGCUUCAGCGACGAACACCUCGAUUUCGAUGACGGCUUCCAACUCCUCCACGCGACCUGGACAGUCGAACACUUUCUACGAAACCUGAUCUCGAGAAGGGCCAAUUUUCACAUUGUUUUCUUCGAUCAGCACCGCGAGCUUUGCAUUCCAUUCUUUGCACCUGCGGCAUCCCACGCCAAAUACCUUUUGGCGAGGGAGGCUAUCGUUCGCCACCUUUCUGUCAAUCUCAAGUCUACCCACCCAGACGUGCUGGUUAGCGUCUUCUCGUCAGUCACUUCUGAUGAAUUCGCCGAGUACCUGAAAGCUACAGAGUUCUAUUUUGUUCUCUGUCAUGACGGUGCUUCUUCGACUGCUUUGCGAAAGAGGAAACUGCUAGACAAGACUCUAGACACUCUUGAAGAUGAAGAGCACAACGAACAAAACGAGGAGCUACGCAAGAAGAUCAUUUUCCGCCAGCUCAUACGCUGGUCUAUGGCACAAGGUUCCAGCAUCGUGCUAAUAAACGGUGUCGAAUUCCAGGAUGCUCGGAUCAUUGCUACGGUUCUAGAGAACCUGCGUGGCACAGGCAGCGGAGUAUCUAUGGAGAUUGAUCUUGACGAGGACGAUGCCAUUGACGAGCCUCGCCAACGAUACCUUGAACGCAGCACUUGGGACAGUGUCACGAGUAAAGUCAAGGAUCAGUUGACGGAGCGUUACUACCUUACCGUGAUUGUUUUGUCAGCCCUUCUCGCUGGUAACAAAGUCACAAAGGAUUUUGUUUCUGCGUUCUUGCGACAUAGUGCCUUGAUAUCUGGGCUUUCGCUCCAAGAACGUCUGGUAUCAGCCGCCAACUUGGACGACAAGGUGAAGGAAUCGUUGGAAGCUUUCGCCGAAGAAGCCUCCACAAUACUGGCUUCUGAAGAAUGGGCUGAAAAUAUGGAGUCCUGGGGAUGCGGAUGUGAUGUGGCCGAUCUCGUGGACGGUCGAUUACUCUCGGCUUGUCUUCAAGAUGCGUCAAUAGGCGCCAAUGAGCUAUACAGCACGCUGGCACAGGCCUGCGAAGCCUUAGGCGCAGGUUUCUCCAGCGACCAGGCUAUCGGCAGUAAUGGCCAUGCAGCAGCAGUAUCGCACGCACCUCAGCCACAGAGCAGUGAAUCGUACGCUGUUCUGCCCUUCUCCAACGAAAUAUUCGAUCCACACCUUGCACCCGUGCAACUCGCAAUCGAUCGAGUCGGCGACGUAGAAGACGCAACGGCGGCAAACAUUUUCAGAGAGAUAUCGCACUGGCACAAUCACAAAAGACCAUUGGACCCAAAGCUGCGAGAAGAGCAGUUGGCCAAGUCAGAGAAGCAGAAAUUCUGGGCGCGCAAGCGAAAUCAAUGGUUCAUGGAUGAGAUGCAAAAGUACGCUCAAAGCCUCACGAAUACUGUCGGAAAAUCUCUCGACCCCGAGACCAUCACAACCGGUGGACGUUCUGCGAAACCGAUUGCUGAGGUAGAGGAGAAUGCCAAGCCAAAGGGAAAACCAGCGCCCAAGGCAAAUAAGAAGGCUGCUCCGUCACGCAAAGAAACGAUGCUAGCCAAGAUCGCCGCAGAUCGAAGUGCAAAGGAAGAAACCACUGCGGAGAAACACAUUCAGGGCUGGCGCACGACUGUUAGUGCAAUCGAAAAGGAGCCUACUGCAACCGCACGCUACCAGCGAGCGAAAACCUACUUAGCUACACUCAACACGGGCACUUCGGCUGACCUAAAGCGCGAUACUCUCGAAGCAGAAGUACGUCUGUACAUGUUGAAUGCUCUGUUGAGUCCUUGGUUGACGGCCUGUCGCAACGAUGAAAAGCCGGAAGCGCUGAAGAUUGCUGCACUUAUCUUCGCAGAACUCGGGGCCUUCUCGAAGUUCAACAGACCCGUUACGUCGACUAUUGUCAAAUGUCUUCAGACCGUUUUCAAGGAGCUUGCACUGCCCAAACUCCCCCUUCCGCAGCCAGAAGGGGACAGACCCCUGGCGUUCAAGUUUUCCCUCGACUCCUCGUCACGAUCAUUGGCCUUGCCGAUUCCACAGAAAGAGUUCCAAUUGCUACACUGUGGUCCUUACUUCGACCGAAGUAUCGAUUCAGCUCCGGACCCUCGUGUGCCGUUCGAGCCGGAUGCAUGGCAACGUAAGGUGCUGGACGAAAUCGACGCGAAACGAAGCUUGCUGGUCAUAGCCCCUACAUCGGCCGGAAAGACAUUCAUUUCCUUCUACGCUAUGAAGCAGGUUUUGGAAGCCAACGAUGAAGACGUCCUAGUCUACGUAGCGCCUACCAAGGCCUUGGUCAAUCAAAUCGCUGCCGAAAUCCAGGGUCGCUUUUCGAAGCGCUACGGCUACGCUGGAAACAGUGUCUGGGCGAUUCAUACUCGUGACAUGAGGAUAAAUAACCCCACGGGCUGUCAAAUCCUGGUCACGGUACCACACAUCCUACAGAUUAUGCUGUUGUCACCACCCAACGCAAAUUCAUGGUCUAAGCGUAUCAAAUGGAUCAUCUUUGAUGAAGUCCACUGCAUUGGACAAGCGGAGGACGGCUUGAUCUGGGAGCAACUGUUGCUAAUGGCCCCUUGUCCAAUCCUGGCACUCUCCGCUACAAUCGGCAACCCAGACGAGUUUAGCGCCUGGCUAGACUCAACUCAGAGGAGUGUUGGCAAUAACUUGACUAUGGUACAGCAUCCGCACCGUUACUCGGACCUGAGAAAGUUCAUCUAUAAACCUACUAAUACCGACAACAAUUUCACUGGGCUCGAAGAAAAUCGCGCUUUCGCACAACUAGGUCUAGACGACAGCAAAGACUUCCACUUUGUCCAUCCCGUGUCUAGCCUUGUGAAUCGAGCUCGAGGCAUACCGGCCGAUCUAGCUUUGGAAGCGCGCGACUGCUAUAUGUUAUGGCAAAGCUUGUCCAAGCACCAGACUGCGAAGUAUCCGCUAGAUAAAUCGUUGGACCCUGCAGUGGCUUUACCGGCCGUGAUCAGGAAGAUCGACACAAUCAAAUGGGAGAGUGCGCUGAAAUCUGUGCUGCGUCAGUGGAUGCAGGAUCCGGACUCUCCAUUUGAUGACGUGGUUAAAGACCUGGGAGGACAUCAACAAGAUACAGUGGCAGAGACACUUCCAACACAGGAUCCCGAGGCUGAGGUCGCUGACGAUGCCGAUGCUAGCGAGGAGAACGAGGUGGAGAUACAACACGACAUCAAGAGUAUUUUGCCCAUGCUCUCUAAGCUUCACGAACAAGAUGCCCUCCCUGCUAUUCUGUUCAAUUAUGACCGCGGUCUUUGCGAGCGUAUCUGUCGGAAGUUGAUGGAGCAACUUGUGGACGCGGAAACAGCUUGGAAAGAGUCUAGCGCGCAGUGGAAGAGUACAUUGGCGAAGUGGGAGGAAUGGAAGAAGAUCAUGACCAAGGCUGGUAAACGUGGGCCUCCUAAACUGUCAAAGAAGAAGGGCGGUGCUGAAGAAGGGCUGACCAAGGAGGAUAUCCAACGAGACGCAGCGAACAACGAGGCCAGCCCUUGGGCUUCCUUCAAUCCCGACAAGCCCAUUGACAGAUUCCAUUUCGCGGACAAUCGAAAAAUGUCGCAAGAUGAAAUGGAUAAGACUGAAAGAGAAUUGCUCAGACGCGAUGUACCUGAAUGGCUAAUAACCGCUUUGAAGCGUGGUAUCGCGGUCCAUCACGCUGGUUUGAACAGGAAGUACAGGCAGGUUUGUGAGAUAUUGUUCCGACGAGGUUUUCUUCGAGUGGUCAUCGCGACGGGUACGCUGGCACUUGGUAUCAACAUGCCCUGCAAAACGGUGAUUUUCACUGGGGAUUCCGUGUUCCUGUCAGCGCUCAACUUCAGGCAAGCCGCAGGUCGUGCGGGUCGUCGUGGAUUCGAUAUGCUAGGAAACGUUGUCUUUCACUCAAUAUCGACAAGCAAGGUCCAUAGACUGAUCAGUUCGCGCCUACCAGACAUCAAUGGUCACUUCCCGAUCACCACGACUUUGGUGUUGCGUCUGUUCACGCUUCUGAACGAUUCGAAGAACUCUCAGUUCGCCACUCGAUCUGUCAAUGCACUCCUCUCGCAACCACGUCUAUACCUUGGUGGCGAAGAGUCUAAAAUGACCGUUCUGCAUCAUCUUCGAUUUUCGAUCGAGUAUCUCCGGCGACAAUUCCUGCUCGAUGCUCGUGGAACCCCGUUGAACUUCGCCGGAUGCGUGAGCCAUCUGUACUAUACGGAGAACUCUUCUUUCGCAUUCCAUGCUUUACUCAAAGAGGGGUACUUUCACAAGGUAUGCGCAAACCUAAACGCAAACGACACUGCCAAGGAGAAUACCUUGCGGGAGCUCAUGUUGACCAUGUCCCACCUCUUCGGACGACAAUAUUGUCGACAGGCUGACCAGGAGUUCGUGGACCGAGUGAUCAAGCGCAGCCCUUCUGUGGUUUUCCUACCUGACAUGCCAGUGGGCGCAGCCAACCUUCUCCGGAAGCACAACCAGUCUACACUUGAUAUCUACAAAGCAUACGUGGGAACGUUCGUGGAACAGCACCUCAACGAGCCGGAUGACGCGCUGCCGUUGACCCAAUAUAAGUCAGGUAGCGGCGCUACUGCCUCGGCUCAGGGCCUGCAACUGCGCGCUCCCACUACGGUUCGCUCACCAUUUGUAGCUCUUUCGGGUCACGGAGAUACCUUUGAGUCCGUUCAUGACCUUUGUACGACUACGCGCUCUGGGGUCUUCUUGGAGGAGUCGGUCAUACCAUAUGUUGGCCUAUACCCCGAAGAGUCCGAAAUGCCGCUUAAUGCCUACCUGUAUGACUUCUUCAACCAUGGAGACGUCAACGCGAUAGUUAUCGCGAACCGCAUCCGACGUGGUGAUGUUUGGUUUGUCUUGAACGACUUCAGCAUGGUCCUCGCAACUAUUGUGACCAGCCUAUCGAAUUUCAUGCAGCUUACGGCGGCGUCCGACCUGGAUCUGUCCGAUGUACGGGGCGAAGGAGAAGAUGCAGAAGCAUUGCAAGAUGACAAAUUCCUUCCAGAUGACUCAGGAUACGAAACCGCAUCAACCAUCUCCACGGCCACUCGAACUGGUCCGGCACAGAAGGAGCUGCCUGUCCAACUGAAGAAGAAAAAGAAGGUUGUCGACUCAUGGGAUGAUGAUGCGGACGCGGAAGAAUUAGAAGAAGAAAUUGCCGCUCAGAGGGAGCUGAAGGAAGCCGAAGCUGCAAAGGACGCGGAGGACAGGCCAGCAUGGGAGGGUGCCGGCUUGCUGAAUGUGCUCAAGGCGUUCCAAGCGCUGAAGGAGGACUUCGAUACCAAAUUCCGAGCCAUGUGGGCUUAG
Didymosphaeria variabile is the source of this 5466-nucleotide messenger RNA. RefSeq lists its product as uncharacterized. Gene Ontology annotation, cellular component: cytoplasm. Gene Ontology annotation, molecular function: ATP binding; nucleic acid binding. The record is from RefSeq and is a predicted model, not a curated record. Bases 1 to 5466 code for a protein of 1821 amino acids. NCBI's taxonomy places the organism in Eukaryota, Fungi, Ascomycota, Dothideomycetes, Pleosporales, Didymosphaeriaceae. The transcript has 5 exons.